AUGGCGUCCUUGGCGUCAGCGAGGUGGCUGAGGGUCAGCUGUGGGCUUUGCGUACCGCUGACGGCUCGGUGGACAGGUCCCUGUGGACGGAGCCCUAGUAGCAGAUUUUAUUCUGGAAGUGCAGCUGUCCCAAAGGUUGAAGGAGCUGAUAUAGCAGGGACUGAAGAAGUAGUCAUUCCAAAAAAGAAAACUUGGGAUAAAGUGGCUGUUCUUCAAGUACUUGCAUCCACGGUGCACAGGGAUACCACAGCUGCACCUUAUGCAUUUCAGGAUGAUCCUUACCUCAUACCAACAUCCUCUGUGGAAUCUCAUUCAUUUUUGUUGGCAAAGAAGUCUGGAGAGAAUGCAGCAAAAUUUAUUAUUAAUUCAUAUCCCAAAUAUUUUCAGAAAGACAUAGCUGAGCCUCAUAUACCGUGUUUAAUGCCUGAGUACUUUGAACCUCAGAUUGAAGAAAUAAGUGAGGCUGCUCUGCAAGAACGAAUCAAGCUCAAAAAAGUCAAAGCUUCUGUGGACAUAUUUGAUCAGCUUUUGCAAGCAGGAACCACUGUAUCUCUGGAAACAACUAACAGUCUCUUGGAUUUGUUGUGUUACUAUGGUAACCAAGAACCCUCCACUAAUUAUAAUUUCCAGCAACAGGAACAGUCAGAAGAGUUGGAAGAGGCCGCCGAAGAGGGAGAUCACGUGAAGUCUAAGAAGGCAGCAGGCCAUCAGCUUAGAGUUACCUGGAGAGCCAAAAACCAUGCUGAGAGAAUCUUUGCUCUGAUGCCUGAGAAAAAUGCACAUUCUUACUGCACAAUGAUUCGAGGAAUGGUGAAGCACCGAGCUCAUACACAGGCAUUAAGCUUGUACACUGAACUAUUAAACAACAGACUCCGUGCUGAUGUGCACACUUUCAAUUCAUUGAUUGAAGCAACAGCAUUGGUGGUGAAUGAGAAAUUUGAAGAAAAGUGGAAUAAUAUAUUGGACCUACUGAAACAAAUGGUUGCACAGAACGUGAAGCCCAACCUACAGACUUUUAACACUAUUCUCAAAUGUCUCCGAAGAUUUUAUGCAUUUGGAAAAUUGCCAGCCUUACAGACCUUCCGGGAAAUGAAAGCCGUCGGGAUAGAACCCUCGCUUGCAACAUACCAUUAUAUUAUUCAGCUGUUUUAUCAACAUGAAAGCCCUUCAAAAGGAUCAUCCCUCAUCAUCUAUGAUAUCAUGGAUGAAAUAAUGGGAAAGAAGUUUUCUCCACAGGACCCCGAUGAUGAUAUGUUUUUUCAGUCAGCCAUGAGGGUUUGCUCUUCUCUCAGAGAUCUAGAGCUUGCUUACCAGGUCCAUGGCCUUUUAAACACUGGAGACAACCGGAAAUUCAUUGGUCCUGAUCCUCGGCGUAAUUUUUAUUAUUCCAAGUUCUUUAGUUUGCUUUGUCUAAUGGAACAAAUUGAUGUCACUUUGAAGUGGUAUAAGGACCUGAUACCUUCGGUCUUCUUUCCCCAUUCCCAAACGUUAAUAGAUCUUCUCCAAGCAUUAGACGUAGCCAAUCGGCUAGAGAUGAUUCCUCAGAUCUGGAAAGGUCAUAAAGAAUAUGGGCAUACUUAUCGCAGUGACCUAAAAGAAGAGAUUCUGAUGCUCAUGGCAAGGGAUCAGCACCCACCAGAGCUGCAGGCGGCAUUUGCUGACUGUGCUGCAGACAUCAAAUCGACUUACGAAAGCCAGGAUGCCAGACAGACUGCCCCAGAGUGGCCGGCCAGUUCUCUGAACUACAUAGCCAUCCUCUUCUUAAGGGCUGGGAGAACCCAAGAAGCCUGGAAAAUGCUGGGGCUUUUCAGGAAACAUAAUAAGAUCCCCAGGAAUGAGUUGCUGAAUGAGUUUAUGGAUAGUGCCAAAGCAUCCAGCAGCCCUGCCCAGGCCAUUGAGGUCGUUAACCUGGCAAAUUCCUUCAGCUUGCCUAUUUGUGAGGGUCUCACCCAGAGGUUAAUUGCUGACUUCAGCCUCAGCCAAGAACAGAAGGAAGCCCUGGGAGACCUAACCACAAUGACCAGUGACAGCGACAGUGACAGUGAUAGCAAUAUCAGCGAAGGCAAAUAA
This is a messenger RNA of Rangifer tarandus platyrhynchus (Svalbard reindeer), 2070 nucleotides long. NCBI's taxonomy places the organism in Eukaryota, Metazoa, Chordata, Mammalia, Artiodactyla, Cervidae. The record is from the annotation of a GenBank genome assembly.